Molecule: messenger RNA, 6303 nt
Organism: Monodelphis domestica (gray short-tailed opossum)
Lineage: Eukaryota; Metazoa; Chordata; Mammalia; Didelphimorphia; Didelphidae
Gene: CMTR2
Product: cap methyltransferase 2
Biological process (GO): methylation; 7-methylguanosine mRNA capping
Cellular component (GO): cytoplasm; nucleus
Molecular function (GO): methyltransferase cap1 activity
Source: RefSeq, a predicted model, not a curated record
AAUCUACUGAAGAGGACGACGGACGGGGCGGAGCCCGAGGGCUAGCUGGAGUACGCUGUCAGUCCUGGUGACGUCAACACGCUGACGCUGGGUCGUGCGUGCACCUCUUCAGUUCGGCUUCCUUCACUUUCUCCCACAGGCUUCUUCCUCUACGGCGGCAGGGCUGGACCCUCAAACUGUAGGAUGCGUUCUAUCCCCCUGCCCGUGUAGAGGCAGGAAAGCCGGGUACGCCGCCUAAGGAGGCAUGAAGGCGCUGAAAGCCGCUCGCGCCCCCGGAGCCCUCGGGCCCCGCCCCCUGAGGCUGCGCGGCUAGAGAGGCUUCGGGGGCUCCCAGCGGCCUCGCCCGGCCUGACUCUCUUCGGCUUCCGUCCGCCAGGUCUUAUUUGAAUGUGAAAAUGAAUAAUUGGAAGAAGACUUCAGGUGAUCAGGCAGGAGGCCUCGAAAAGUUCAGUCCUGAUGUUCUUGCUGAUGUUUCAGAACUCUUUGCCAAGAAGUUUUCCUAUGGUAAGCCACCUAAUAAUGAGUGGCAAUUACCAGAUUCUAACGAUGUUUUCACCUGUGAUCACACAGAAUUCAAUUCACUUCUUGUUUUGAAGAAUUCCAUGAAUGAAGUAAAAAACUUACUGAGUGAUAAAAACCUAGAUGAUUGGCAUCAGCACACUUCUUUCACCAAUAAAGCUGGAAAAAUCAUUCCUCAUGUGAAAAAGAUUGUAAAUGCAGAACUUUGUACCCAGGCUUGGUGUAAAUUCCAUGAGGUAUUGUGUAGCUUCCCACUUAUUCCCCAAGAAGCUUUUCAGAAUGGAGAGCUAAACUCAGUUCACCUUUGUGAAGCUCCUGGUGCUUUUAUAGCCAGUCUUAACCACUAUUUAAGGUCCCAUAACAUACCCUGUGAUUGGAACUGGGUAGCUAACACCCUGAAUCCUUACCAUGAAGCAAAUGACAACCUUAUGAUGAUUAUGGAUGACAGACUUAUUGCAAAUACCUUGCCAUGGUGGUACUUUGGACCAGAUAACACUGGUGAUAUCAUGACACUGAAACAUCUGACUGGACUUCAGCAUUUCAUAAGCAACAUGUCUACUGUUCAUUUGGUCACUGCAGAUGGGAGUUUUGAUUGCCAAGGUAAUCCAGGGGAACAAGAAGCUUUGGUCUCCCCUUUGCACUACUGUGAAGUAGUCACUGCACUGAUGACUCUGGGUAAUGGUGGCUCUUUUGUUUUGAAGAUGUUCACUCUAUUUGAACAUUGUUCCAUCAACUUGAUGUACCUGCUGAAUUGUUCCUUUGAGGAGAUUCAUGUUUUCAAACCUGCUACUAGCAAAGCUGGGAACUCAGAAGUCUAUGUGGUUUGUCUUUAUUAUUUGGGUAGAGAGGCCAUCCAUCCUCUGCUGACUAAAAUGAUGCAACAUUUUGGAACUGAAAUUAUCAAUAAAGCUCUUUUCCCCCAACAUAUGAUUCCAGAAUCUUUUCUCAAAAGGCAUGAAGAAUGCUGUCUCUUCUUUCACAAAUAUCAGUUGGAAACUAUUUCUGAAAACAUUCGUCUGUUUGAGUGCAUUAGUGAAGUGGAACAAACUAAGUUGAAUAAUUUAAGGGAUUGUGCUGUGGAAUAUUUCAUGCAAAAGUUCCAAAUGAAGCGCCUUUCCAGAAAUAAUUGGUUAGUAAAGAAAUCCAAUAUUGGGUGUAGCAUGAAUUCAAAAUGGUUUGGACAAAGAAACAGAUAUUUCAAAACCUACAAUGAAAGGAAGAUGCUUGAAGCACUUUCAUGGGAAGAUAAGAUGACCAAUGGAUACUUCAAUCAUUGGGCUGAAGAGCAUGCUAUAAGUAAUGCUGGGAAAAAUACUAUUCUAGAAAGUGUUUGUGCUAAUCUUGAGUAUCACCUGUGGUAUAUCUUAGAGGGAAUGAAAUUGCCAAAAGUCAAGUGCUCUCCUUUCUGUGAUGGUGGGAUUUUAAAGACUCUAAAUGAAGCCAUUGAAAAGUCCUUAGGGGGUGCACUGAACUUGAGUUCCACAUUGAGACAAAAGCCACAGCAUUGCUAUUCUUGCCAUGUUCUUUCUGAAGAGCUGAUAUUUUCUGAGAUGUUGAGCCUUGCUGAGUGCUAUCAGGAUGAGUCAGCAGAAGGACAGAGCAACAAAAGCAAGUGUCUGCUAGUAGGUUUGCUGCCUCCUGAUGAUAAAAUCUAUCACUCUAUGGAAGUGAGUCUUUUGGAAUCUGCUGAUCUCAUGACUUUCUGUUGUUCAUUGCUUCAUGAUGGAAAACCAGAGUAUCAGCAAGUGUUUCUGGACUGCUUUCUGCGUUCCUUGCCUCGACUUCAGAAAGGGGAUGUCUUGAUUUUGCCUGUGCUCUCCUGCUUUACAAGAUUUAUGGCUGGCAUGGUCUUUGUUCUGCAUAGUUGCUUCAGGUUUAUCACAUUUUCUUGUCCAACUUCUUCAGAGCCUCUGAGCACCUGUGCAGUCCUGCUAUGUGUUGGUUAUCGAGACCUCCCAUCUCCUGUGCUCCAGUACUUACAGAAUCUGAAGGAAUUAAUGAGUACAUUGCUCAAUUCCGAUGCUUCUCAUCAGGUUUUGCAGUUUGUGCCAAUGGAAGUUGUUCUUAAUGGAAUGCUUCUAGAGUUUUUAUGGGAUUUAAACACUGCCAUUGCAAAAAGGCAGUUGCAUUUGAUCAUUCAAGGAGAGCAGCAGCAGAAGUCCACAUUGUAAAACUACAGACAGAGAUUUUUACUUUGGGGCAGUAGCUUCAGAUUUCAAAAUUCCUUUUGACUUAUUUCAAAACCUCAGGGAUUUUGGUUCAGUGAUGGUCCAGAUGUUUCCAACAAACAAGGUUUCUUCAGUUUCAGUUUCACUAUGCUUCUAAAGUUUCUGUAUGGGAGGAAUGCUUGGAAUUCUCUCAACUACUAGAAAGCUGACUUUGAUAUGAAAUUCAUCUGUUAGAUUUGGAAUGUACUGGGGUGUUUGUUGGGGUAUAGAUGGAGUGGUGUGUGUGUAGGUUUGGAAGGGUAACUUUAGGGGUGAUAACUCUGUGAAUUCAUCUAGAGGAGCUGCUUUCUUACUCAUAACAGGCAAUAUAUAUUAACCCUAUACCACUAAUUCUAGUCUUUAUAGAAUUUCCACAUGUUGGAAAUUCUAUAAAGACUAAAAAGGAUAAGAAUCAUAUUCAUUUCAGUUGUUUUCAUGGAGCUCAUCUGGUCAGCUUUCCUGACAUGAUAUAAUGUUAGGCAGUAAAUAGUCAACUUGUUUUCAUUUAUUCAGAUCUCCAUAGUUGAUUUGUAAAUCCCAUUUUUGAGAUGGUGUUUUGAAGUAUCCUGGCCAAAACUACCCAACUGAAAUGGUAUUAGGAAUAUCGGAACCAAAAAUCAUGUUUGAGAUAGAAUGAAAAAGACAGCUGGCAUGUUUCAUAUACACUUCUGAAUUAAAGACUUUUUGGCAGUGGUGUAGUGAGUUUUAGAAAAGACCCUUCAUAAUCAGUGAAAUUUAAGAUUUUCUAAGUGCAGAUACACACACACACACACACACACACAUGUAAAUUUCACAUUGAAAAUUUGGAAUAUAGCAUAUGGGGAGGGGGAAUUAAGUAUUCUUUUGGGAAAGAAUGAUGGUUUAAUGGUAGAACAAUUUUGCUGUUUGACUAUUUUAGUAGAAAAUAAUCUCAUGAAAUCACUUAUGGAAUAGUCAGUUAAUUGAACAAACUAACACUGAGUUAGUUCAGUUUGUUUUCUUUGUUGUGCUUAAGUGUUAGGAAAAAUAGGAUUUCUGAUUGAAAAUAUUGGUCAAACUGAUAUCUGUUAGUAAUUAUAUGAUCCCUGUGGAUCAACAAAUUGGAGAAUGCCAUUUAGACUUGUACAUUUAAGACAUUUUUGUUGGCCGUAUUAAAAAUAGAUGCAUACUCUGAUGGCUGAAGUAAUUUGAUAAAUAUUAUUCUGCACAUUUUUUAUGUUCUUGCUCAGCUAUUUCGAGCUCCAUUAUAGAUUUAUGAACUAAGUCACUGGAAGAGAGAAAUUUUAUUUUCAUUUAUUUAAGAAUAGAAGAGGAAAUUUUAAAAUGUGACUCAUGCAUAUAUUUUCCCCUUAAGCAAAGCUUUCGGGUGGUUUAACUGUGUUCUUUCAUUUACUGUGGCCUAAUUUGUAUUCAUUAAAAUUUAGACUCUUAAGAUUAUAAUUUACAUGGAAGGACUUGCUCAGGCAAAGUGUUCUGAAGGGGAACAAAAAGAAUAUGGAUUUAAUGUUGGUGUUCAGGAUAUUACAUCACUGCUUUUCUGGUAGCAGGGGUUUGUGAGGGAAAAUAGUAUCCUGAUUAAUUAGUAGUCACCAUGUGGAAGAACUUUUUCUAAUUGUAGAAUAGGAGAGACUGAUAGAUAAUUCAUUAACAAGAAAAUUAGAAACUGUUGGAAAAUCAUCAUCUGGUAGCUCUGUCUUUAAGUUUGUUUUUGCCACUUUAAGUUCUACUGUAUUGACAGUGUGUGCUUUUUUUUUUUUAAACCCUUACUUUCUGUCUUAGAAUUGAUACUAAAUAUUGGUUCCAAGAGCAGUAAGGUCUAGGCAAUUGGGGUUAAAUGACUUGCCCAGGAUGGUACAGGUAGGAAGUAUCUGAAGCCAGAGAUAUGAACCCAGGUCCUCCCAUCUCUAGACCUGGCGUUCUUAUUUACAGAGUCACCUACCUGUCCCUAGUGUGUGCUUCUUAAAAAUCUAUGAUUAGUAUGAAGCAGCAUAGCCUGAUUAGAUAGAGGCCUGACCUUGGGCCAGGAAGAUUUGGAGCUGGCGCCUGUAUGACUCUGAGUUGGUCUUUUAAUUGGUCAAUACUUUUGGCAGAUCUCUAGGAAGAUGGAGGUUGGACCAAAUUUGGUCCACUGAUAAGAAUGGUUUUUAUGUACUUAAAUACAAUAAGACUUUAUUUUAAAAUGUAAAAUCCAUUCUUAGCCCUCAGCUAUGCAAAAACAGUGGACUGGACAACCUGGGCAGCUGACCUUUGCUACAAAGACUGUAUGUUGCAGGUAAGGUACUAACUUGCAUUGGUAAAGGGAGUUUUAUUUAUUUGGGUAUUACCUGCACCGAUGAAAACUCAGUCCUAGUCUUUGUCCUGUCUCUUAAAUAGUAUGUGGUUGAAAACCCCAAACUGAAUUCCAAUAUUCUUGAUAUUUAAGGAAAUUCAAGUAGGUUAUUAAAAGCUUAGCUUUUUAACAAGCAGGAGAAGAACUUUUAUUUUUCUUUCUCAGGCACUUUUAAUCUAAUUUAUAGCAUUUAAAUUUACUCUAUGGGUAAGGCCAUAAAGCUAAAUGAGUUAGAUGCAGAUCUAGCUUUCAACAAUAAUUGGAAGUGAUUUCAAUGGAAAAAGGAUAUCUCCGAAUGAGAGGAGGAAUAAAGUAAGAAAGCAGGCAUGUAAUCUAUAGUGGAUCAAAGGAGAGUUAUGUCAAAUUAUAUAAUGUUUAUAAAAGUGCUUUGUAAACCAUAAAGUUCUUAUGUAAAUGUUCACAUUUUACAUUUUGUUUGGAGUUGAAUUGUUGAAUUAGUUACCCAUAAAAAUUAGUUAUUUUUUGAAGAGUGGUUAACAAAUUCAAAACUCCAAAAAUUUAAUUAUAGCUCUUUAGUAAACUCAAAGGGGAGUUAUUUUGUAAAUUUGUUUCUCCAUUAUUCAUUUAUGCCAAAGUAUACUACUCUUAAAGUAAAAAAAAAAAAUGGAAUCUUUUAGGGGUUUUCAUGAGUUAUCAUAAUAAUAUUUAGACUAUUUAAACAGUAAACAUUUUUCCUCAGUAAAAAAUCAGGAAAUUAUAAUUUGUUGUGUAUGUUGUUAUUAUAUUUGACAUAUGUUCCUGUUUUAUUCUAGUUUUUGAAAUUCCAGAUGGAGUAUGCAUAUUCGCUUAUACUAGUUUUUUUGGUAAAUCUUGAUAGUAAGGAAAAUACUACUGAGUGAGAAGAACAAAGAAAAUGUAUUUAUUGAUGUUGUUAUUUUGUUAAUUUUUGAUAAGAAUAUGGAAUUUAAGAAUAUGGAAUUUAAAAUUGUUCAAAUCAGUUCAUCACUUUUAAUUAAUUGAAAAAUGUUUGAAUUAGUUCUGACACAUUAAAGAUAUGAGAAAUGAACUUUUGGCUCAUACUUUAAGAAAUUAAAAGAAUUUCUAUUGUAAUCUGAAUCAGAUCUAUCUUUUCUGAGUAUCCCCCUUUUCAGUUUUCAGCAGUAUAUGCACGUUCAAGUGCUCUGUUAGCAAAAAAAAAAAAGAGCAACAUUGGAUUUAUAAUUUUUUCCUGUUGUUUUCAUUAUCUGCUUUGUUGAAAUGGUAUUUUUAAUGAAAAAUUAUUCUUUGUAAAUAAAUGAUUUUAUUUAA